This is a messenger RNA of Solea senegalensis (Senegalese sole), 10171 nucleotides long. Its product is annotated as MAM domain-containing glycosylphosphatidylinositol anchor protein 2-like. The record is from RefSeq and is a predicted model, not a curated record. Gene Ontology annotation, biological process: homophilic cell-cell adhesion. Bases 954 to 3824 code for a protein of 956 amino acids. The transcript has 18 exons. Gene Ontology annotation, cellular component: plasma membrane. Lineage: Eukaryota; Metazoa; Chordata; Actinopteri; Pleuronectiformes; Soleidae.
GCCUUCCCUGACGCUGAGCGAAGCCUCCCAUACAGAUGAGCGCUGGAAGCCACGCACCUCUUGACGUAGCCACUGACCGUUUGCGGUGCCACUCGGUCUCCGUAGCACGUAUUGCGCAACGUGACUGAUGCUUUACUGGCUGCACGGCGGGCACAUCCGGCUCCCACCGUCGGUGUGAAUUCAUUAGAAAAGUGGUGUCAUACAGCGGACACCUUUUUUUUUUCUCUGAGGAGCUGGGGAGGAAACGAUCCAUCGCUCCACAUCAGUCUGGACUGGACCCUCCCUCUUGUCUUUGGCAGCGGCGGAGAUGAGCUGAACAGCGUCGGGGCUGCAGUCGUGAUGUGACUGUGAGAGCAGAGCGCACACUGUAGCAUCGCCAGCAGCGUCUUCAUCACUUUGUCCACCGAGAAAUUCAACCGCUGAGGUUUCCACUGUUUUUUUUGUGUGACUACAGAGGUGAUGGCUUCGUUUUGACAGCAUGCAUCAACAGCAGCGGAGCGAGCCGUGACCACAGCCGGAAUUUAGGCAAUGUCCGUGGGUACAGAGCCCCCGUCCGCCCGCAGUCAACAGCGUCUGUGCGCCUCCUCGCUUUGCAGCUUCGUAGCUCUUUGCUGAAGACACACGGUUUCUCUGUGAGGAGGAAGCCAAACUGCAGGCGAGGAGAGGUCGCUGUUUGGUCUAAGGCCGGGCUUUCUGCAGCCCACUGUCUCUCCACAUCCGCCGCGGGGUCUCUAGCUGUGCUGCGAGCGCUGCGCCUUUUUCCUGACUUCUCCUUACCUGAAUUUGUUUGCCUCCUGCAUACAUAAAUACCUUUACUGUGUGUGUGUGUGUGUGUGUGUGUACCGAGACUGAAUUAGUAGAGAGCAGAGCCGCGCUGUGUCUAUGCACCUUCAUCUUCCAUGAGAGGACUUCUUGCCGUUGAGAGUUGGAUAUGCAGAGAUUAACGUGAAAGGAUGGAUCUUAUUGUGUGUGUUUUGGGGCUGCUGGCGCUGGUCGUGGAGGGCAUCCGCUGCCAAGGAGUGUAUGCACCUCCGACUGUUCGCAUUAUACACUCAGGUCAUGCGUGUAACGUUGAGGAGGAGAGACACACGGAGCGAGUGUACACCAUCAGAGAGGGAGAGACCCUGGAACUCACCUGCCUGGUAACGGGGCAUCCUCGACCGCAGAUCCGAUGGACCAAGACGGCCGGCAGCGUGUCGGAUCGCUUCCAGGACUCCAGCGUGUUCAAUGAAACAUUGCACAUCGCAAAGAUCCUGAGGACCCAGGGAGGUCGCUAUUACUGCAAGGCUGAGAACGGCCUUGGCUCGCCGGCCAUCAAGUCCAUCAGGGUGGACGUCUACUACCUUGAUGACCCGGUGGUGACAGUGCAUCAGAGUAUAGGCGAAGCAAAGGAGCAGUUCUACUAUGAGAGGACUGUGUUCCUACGCUGUGUCGCCAACUCCAACCCGCCCGUGCGCUACAGCUGGCACCGUGGCAGAGAGGUCCUGACACAGGGCUCGGACAAAGGCGUGGAGAUCUACGAGCCCUUUUUCACACAGCAGGGGGAAACGAAGAUUUUGAAGCUGAAGAACCUGCGCCCGCAGGACUACGCCAACUACAGCUGCAUCGCCUCCGUCAGAAACGUGUGUGGGAUCCCUGACCGCAAUGUUGUCUUCAGACUCACCAAUAAGACGGCCUCCCCAUCCAUCAAGCUGCUGGUGGAGGAUCCAAUCGUGGUGAAUCCCGGCCAGACGGUAUCUCUGGUGUGCAUCACCACCGGUGGGGAGCCUCCCCCCAUACUCACCUGGGUGAGCAGCAAUGACAGCCUGCCACAGAGGAGCGUGGUGAAGGGGGGGACACUCACGCUGCCAGCCAUCACCUCAGACGAGGCAGGUGUUUACAGCUGUGUGGCCAGCAACAAUGUGGGGAACCCGGCCAAGAAGUCCACAACCAUUGUGGUGCGAGCUUUGAAAAAGGGCAGAUUCUGGAUCACUCCUGACCCAUACCACAAUGACGACAACAUCCAGAUCGGACGUGAAGUCAAGAUAUCUUGCCAGGUGGAGGCGACCCCGCCAGAGGAGCUGACGUUCAGUUGGCUCAAGAACGGCCGUGCCCUGCGCAGCUCUGAGCGCAUGGUCAUCACCCAGACGGACCCGGACAUCUCCCCGGGGACCACCAACCUGGACAUCAUAGACCUGAAGUUUACCGACUUCGGCACAUACACGUGCGUUGCCGCACUGAAGGGCGGAGGCAUCCCUGAGAUCAGCAUUGACGUCAACAUCUCGUCCACUACUGUUCCCCCCAACCUGACAGUGCCCCGGGGCAAGUCCCCCCUGGUGGCCCGAGAGGGUGACACAGUGGAGCUGGAGUGCCUUGUUUCAGGAAAGCCCAAGCCCAUCAUCCUGUGGUCACGAGCAGAUAAGGAGGCGCCAAUGCCGGAUGGAAACAUGCAGAUGGAGAGCUACGACGGUGUGCUGCGUAUUGUUAAUGUGUCCAGGGAGAUGACGGGCUCGUACCGCUGCCAGACCAGCCAGUAUAACGGUUUCAACGUGAAACCCAGGGAGGCCGUGGUGGAGCUGAUCGUACAAUACCCUCCGACGGUGGAGCCGGUUUAUACAGAAAUGCGUCAAGGCCUGGGCAGACCCGUGGUGAUGACCUGCAGGGUGCUGCGAGCACAUCCCUCCCGUGUGCUGAGAUUCGAGUGGCUCCUUUCAAACCGUUUGCUCCACGCUGGAGCCUUUGAUGCCCAGAAAGACGAGACAGAGUACACGAUUCGCAGCCUGAAUCGAGACGGCUGGGGGGAGUACACCUGUAAUGUCAUCAAUGAGGCCGGCGCUGGCAAAUGCACCUUCCAGGUUACAGGAAAGGCGUAUCCACCUGAGUUCUACUAUGACACCUACAGCCCUCUGUGGCAGAACAGACCCAGAGUCUACGGCUUCAAGCUGCAGUGGACCCAGAUGAACCCCAAUGCUGUGGACCGCAUUGUUGCCUACAGACUCGGCAUCAAGCAGAUGGGCUUGCAGCGCUGGUGGGAACAAGAAAUCCCUGUGGAUGGAGCAAUUAACAAAGGAGAGCUCAUGACGCACAACCUGACUGAGCUGAUAAAGCCUGAAUCCUUCGAGGUGCGCCUGACCCCCAUCACUCGUUUUGGAGAGGGUGACUCCACCAUCCGAAUUGUGACCUACAGCGCUCCCAUCAACCCUCAUCUGAGAGAGUUCCACUGCAGCUUUGAAGAGGAACCCAUCUGCAUGUUCACCCAGGACAAGAAUGAUGAUUUUGAUUGGACUCGGCACAGUGCAGCUACCCGUGACACCAAGUAUACUCCCAACACGGGGCCUAGUGGUGAUCGCAGUGGCUCCAAGCAGGGUUUCUACAUGUACAUCGAGACAUCGAGGCCGCGGAAGGACGGGGACCAGGCGCGGCUCGUCAGCCCGUUUUUUAACGUAGCGCCCAAAAACCCUUACGGUAUCACCAACCCGCCUGCCUACUGCUUCGGCUUCUUCUACCACAUGUAUGGAAAACACAUAGGAACUCUGAACGCCUUCCUAAAGCAAAAGGGCCAAACAGCCUCUGAGGGACCCGUGUGGUCACUAAGUGGUAACCAAGGUGACCGCUGGAAGCAGGCCAAAGUAAGCAUUCACCCGACAGCGUCCUUUCAGGUGGUACUGGAAGGUAUCCGUGGACCAGGUAUUGAAGGAGACAUCGCCAUCGAUGACGUCACUCUUGAGGAGGGAGAAUGUCGAGACCCACCGCCCAAUCUCAUCUCCGGAGCUCCAUCGACCUCCACCCAUAUAUGGCUGCUAUGCAUCACCUUGGUGAUGACCCUCCUAGAAGGUCAGAGGUGACCCCUCCUUCGUCAUCUCAGAGGCCAAUAUUCAGACCCACCGUCUGUGAGCUAUCCUCGGCAUCCAGUCACCAAAGAUUCAUGCAUCCUGAGAGCAGCAGGGGUUCUCUGAUGGACCGCGGAGGGACCGAAAUCAAUAAGAGAGAAAAAAAAAUUGUGAUUAAAAAAAAAAAAAAGUGACAUAAAAAGUAAUAAAGAAGAUGCGCUAAUUUUUUAAAGAGACCUCUUUUACAGAAAACACUCCUCGGUGCAGGACUUGGGACAUGUUCACGAGCACAAAGACAGGUGCGGGCAGUGGAUAAACCUGGACUUUGGUGAAAAAGCGUCGACGGAGGACAGUUUGUAAAGCACAAGAACAAUUUUAUGAAGUUAUGAAAAUAUUUCUGGAAGGUGGCCGUAUAUAGACACAGCUGACUUUUUCAAAAGGAAAUAACAUUUCCCUGCUUACAAUUACAUAGAGACAGACCUUUUCUCUGUGUUUCUUUAUCUUCAUUUUCUUGCACCAGAUGCCAAUCUCCGACAUUGGUUUUUCACUGCAGCCCAGCCCCCACGUCACACCUUGGCAUUUAUAAAUCUGCUUGGUGCUUUAUUGUAGAAAAACAUGGACUCUGGCAACUUUAAGUUCUGUCUGCUUUCUCCCCUGUAGCUGCCUAUGUAUCUCUUAACACUGUGCUCACGAGUCCAAGUGGCCAACCGCCAGUAUGGUGGCAGAAUAAAAGAAGAAGAAGAAGAAGAAGAAUCAGCGUGGGAGAAGACACCUGGACUGCAGGGCAGAGAGAAGUUCAAGCUUAUGAGUGGUGGAAUGAGGGCAGAGAGGAAGAGUAGAGGAAGAGGAGGAGCAGGCAGAGAGUAGAGGAAGUUCAGACGAGUGAGGCCUGACUCUAAUAUUCAGUCAGCGGUCCACCUGUGGAACCGAAGCCACUUUACUUUCUGCCAUGAAACAAAGUGCCUUCAGAUUACAAACCGAAUCGUGAGCCUGGGCGUUAAUCGACACUGAACACAUCUCUGUUCAUGUUUCCUCUGAUGGGCUAUUUUCUACAUGUUUCUUUCGCCCCACAAGUGCUGACGGGAGGACAUGCGCGCGUUCAAGAGGGAGGAUGGCGGCUGUGCAACACCUGGAUUUUACUCCUGUUGGGACAGUUGCCUGUGUGUGUGUGUGUGUGUGUGUAUGUGUGCGUGUGUGGUUGUGUGUGUGUGUGUGUGCGUGCAUGCGCCUAAGUCUAUGCCUACGUGUAUUUCAAAGUGAAGGCAGCCGAACAGGCACUACUGGCAAGACCCAAGCACAGGUUUGGAAGAAAGAAAAAAAAUCGAUUAUAGCGGCAGCAACAGUGAAAGUCUGGCUCUGGAUCUUUUUUGCAUAAGGACAGUUUAAGUUCAUACGAGAGGAUUAAGACGCUUUGUUGACUUAAUACCCCACUUUCUUCCCGUAAUUCUCCCUCUCUGCAGGUGAGCAUUUUUUUAAACAAAGAAGAACAACUGCUGAAUCAAACUGUGUACAGGGAGGAGAGUAUAGGAACCCUUGGACCGCAGGCUCUUCAUGAGGGUGAUUUGCCUCGUCCCUGUGUGCCACCAUUUCUAUGGAACAAUAUCAGAAUAAAAGAUAAUAAUGACCAUAAUAAUAGUCAUGAUAUUUUAUUACUCUAGUGAGAAUGUUUCUCUGCUUUUACACAAACUGUGAAGAUUGACUGUGGAAGAUCUACCUGAGACCAUAACCUUAACCAGCGGGGUUUUUAAAAAUGUAUUGUAAAAAAGAGAAAAUAAGAAAAUGAAAAAUUCCGUUCAUUGUUGGUUAUGACAAAUGUUUUUGAGGACUUGUGUCUUGUUUCCUAAGUUUUUCUGUUGAAGAUGACUUAACUUCCUUUCUCUUCUUGUUGUCUCCCUUUGCAUUGCUGAAGUAUCAAAGCUGACGAAAGCAUAAGACGUAAACCAAUUUGGUAACUGUAUAACUUGUAAAUGUUAAAGAAGCUCUAUUCAAAGGUUUAUGAUAAAUGUUUUAUGUUGGAGUACAGGAAGCACAACAUACAGUUCAAGGUCUGAACAUAUAAAAAUCCAUUUUUUAUAUUUCUUUGCAUGCAUGUGACCCACUUCCACACACUCAGGCUCUGGAGUUAACGGCAGAUCCAUCUGUGUCUUGCAACACUAAGGCAACACUAAGACAACACUAAGGCAGACCUGGUCAGCUGUGGAGUGGACACCUUCAUGAGGGCUGUCUGGCUUCACAGUGUAAUGUAGCCUCUUCCAGUGGAAGCCUGAGUUCGCCUGGAGUGGGUCGCGUACAUGUGUGAGCGUAAGCUGUGUACAAUAGAUGUGAUGAGAAACUGAUACAUGUAAAAGAAGAUAAAUAUGCCAAGCAAAACAGAGCAGAAUGAUGAACAUUUCAGGGCAUCCUUACGUACGGUACUAUAUCAUUACGGCCUCUCUGAUGUGAUCGCAGGCGUUAACAUGCUUUUCGUUUCCAUAAGGCCCAGAUCAACGUGAAUGUAAAAAAGAGUUCUGGGGAGAGUAGAUUCUUGUCUAAAUAGAUGUAAUGUUUCUCCAACGCAUCUGUUUUGUGCGUGCGUGCGUUUGCGUGUUUGUGUGUGGUUGAUGAGAACUUGCAGACAUUCACAGGCUGUUUUGGACACGUCGACAACAAGACGUUGGUCUGACUUUGACGUCGUUUCCAUGUGAGUAAGCUCAAAACAAAUAUCCACCUAUUUGCUAUAUCCUUUUGUGGUCCCUAAGUGCUCCAUGUGAUCUUCACUGUUUCUAAGUAUGGAUAUGAGUUGAUUAGGACAUUUCUGUUUCUUUUACAAACCCCUGAUCGAUAUAUGAUGUGAAUAAAAGAAGUCAGCAUAUGAUACCAUUACAGAUUACAGCUGGAUGUACAUGAAGUAACAUAUUGUUUUCAUUGUUGUCAACGGUUAAAUUGAAUAAUAACACAUGUAGGGAAAUUCACAAACUUGCCAAGGCUUAGAGUACAAACUUAACCCCUCCUUACUUAUUAACACACGUCUGCAUCUACAAGGGAAACGACUUGGCUCCGUCUGAAUCAUUUUCUUUUAAAGAAUUAAGAUAACUAGUUAACGCAAUCAUGAGUUACACGCCAAGAAAUGGUUUGGCAUGUAGCUCGUGUAAAAAUGAAAAUAAUGAAUCAUUAUUUCAUGGACAGUAGAGGUGCAGGCAGGCUGACAUAAGGAAUAUUAUAUUCAUUGUAUUUUUCUAAAUGACAAGCUUUUUUUAAUCAGGAGACCUCUUUUCAAACUGCUGAUGGUGAAAUCGUAUCAGCACCUCUAAAUCUACUGUAUUAGUAGUUCACAAAAAUAUCCAACUAUUGCUUUAAGAGGCACAGUGUGUGAAACUCACCUCUCCCAGACCUUUUCUAUUAAACUAUUAAAAAAAAACAAAAAAAACAGAGAGCUCAUUCAAAUCCUGAUAUAAAUAUAAAAUAUGAAAAGAUCGUUCUGGGGUUCAGGGAAAGCAAUUAAAUUAAAUUAUGGCCCAAUCAAUAUAAUUUCACCUACUUUUAACGCACUAGACCGCCUAAUUCUACAGUAUACACAUGUCUUUGUAUGCCCUCGCAAAUGUGACACACCUCAUUUUUAUUCAGUUUGACAGUGAGGCGAUGAAAACCUGGGUACAUUCAUGCAAAAUGUUGUUUACGUGAAGGGAGAUUUCUGAGAAAUGCAAGUAAAAUCAGACAGCCACAGGAAUUGCUUGUUUUUCAUAGUAAUUUCAGCUCCCCAUGUAUCCUUGAUUUCUAAUUCUGUUUACUUUGCAUGUCUCAUGUCAGCCUCUGGCCUCUUGUCUGUGUGCGUACGAGGGAUGUGAUGUGAGGCCGGUGAGUGGUUUACAACCCCAGCUCUGCUCUGUCGAUCGAUGCGUGUUAUUUGAGAGUGUGCCGCGUUACAGAGUUUACUGACUGUAUUAUAAUGAGCGAGGCUUCUCUUGUGGUGCAAGUAGCUUUGGGUUAGUUGCAGAUGUAGCAGGAGCUUGUAGGAGAAUCACACUUGAGUGUUAAAAGAAAGAAAGAAAUCACAUAUUUUCUUAAUGGCAACUUCCCGGAUAACGUGACAUUAGAUUGUCCCUUAAAAAAAAAGGGAUAAAAUCGAGUAGUAAACACUGCACUGCUCAAACAGAGCACUGAUGUCAUCACCUACACAACUUACAAUCAUUGGAUUAAUCAACUGACUAAUGACAACUAAUCACACAGGUGUAGAAUGCAGCCCGUGUAACCUGAUACUUUCCCCUAUUAUUGAUUUACGUAAUCAGUCUGAGAAUAAAACAUUUUGUGUGUCUGGCAGGUGUCGCCGCUCCAUCUCUGUAGUCAUUUCAGAAGCUGUAAAUGGCAAUCCUGUUGUUUUUUUGGUCGCAUUGAGUUUAUUCCCCUGCACAGGGUAACAGCACAUGAGGCAGAAAACAUGUUAAAACACGUCUUUAAUAGGAUAUAAACAGAUGAAGCCACUAAAAAGAAAGAGCUGCAGCAGUAAUGUUUACACUCCCCACAAAAUACACGGCCUCGAAAAAUAAGGUGUAUGAGCCGGCAGUUGUAUGUCUUUGUUAUACAUUGUAACGGUCACAGUAUAACUUAGAAAAUUGUCUUUUUCCCUUUGUAACAUUGUGAAAACAAACAGCACAAGUCUAUUUUACUGCAUGGAAGAGGCAAUAACCGUUUGAUAGCUGAAAGGAGAAAAGCAGGAUGUGUGCAGGGCGUGGAGAGAGAAAAAAAAAUAAUAGUGUUUUUCUUGUUUACUGAAGAAGUGGCAUGUGUGACCUGCAGUCUUUGUGCUAGGUAUGAGCCGGGCAUAUUGUUCUUAAUUAAACUGAGAAGGAAAUAACCUAUUCUAACCUAUUCGUGGACGGGGUAAAGUGCUGGAAUACUAAGAAAACAAACAAUGCUGUUUAAUCUUGGAUUUCUCUUCAUUCUUUUGAAUAUUUCCUCUGUGUGUCUAUGAAUACGUUGAUUAUACAGUUGUGCAUGAAUGUACCCAGUGCUUACAUUAAUAGCAUUAAAACUGAGGUGCCGGAGGAUUAGGGGAUGGGGUUUGUCAGAGUUUGUGCAGGCUGGAGACUCAACGUAAUUGCUGUAACAUGCAAGUUUGCUGAAACAAUUUCCAAGGUUCUUUGUUAAAUUUGAUUAAAGCUAUCCAUGUGAGUAGAACCAUGGCCACUUGGUAUUUGAGAAAAUGUAAUUUAAAACAAACUAUUGCCUUCAUUCCAAAAAGUGCAAACCUUGUAAUAUUAUCCAAGUUGAAAUGAUUUUAGCAAGAAAAUCUAAUUCCGUGCGGUCGUGCUGCAAAACUCUAACUGUAACGCAGUGAACGGCAGUUUUAAUUUGAAAGACGUUCAGCUGUCAUUUACAUUUUUACCUGUUUAGUUUUCCCUAACCUUAUAUUUAACUGCCCAUUACCUAGUGAUUCAGGGGUCUGUAAAAGGAACAUUACCAACAUCUCUCAUUCUCUGUUCCACCUAGAAGGGCUUUGUCACAGUGUACCAUACAUCACGCCCACAAAAUAAUCUAUUCAGCUCCACGAGUGUGAUGUGAUUGCAUUAUUAGCAUACACACCCAAGAAAGACCGAAGUGCCAAAAAGUGGGGAAAGCAUUCAGACGACGUGACAGUCACAGGGAAUUUGGCACUUUGACUUUAAAUAUCAAGGAAUCAAACAGGAAACCUGCAUUUUUAAUAUGAUUUCGAUUUAUUUUCUCCACUAAAUUUCCAUGCAGUAUUUUUUUUUUGUUCACUUCCACACAAUGGCUAGGCAGUAUAGUGAGUGACUUGUUGACAGGAGGCUGACUGCAGUCUCACUAAAUAACUGGAAAAGCUAGACACUUUUCAGAGAUCUCAUUUUAGUCUGUCAGGGAAGAAGCAGUAUGUCACCAUUUGAUUCCUUGGCUGCUCACUCUGACACGUUUACCAGAGGGAAAACUGCCACCUCUUGCUACCUUCUCUUUUGGAGUUAGAGUGAAUUUUACUUCUUCUUGUCUGCCCUGUCUGUCCUCCUCCUGAUUUGUAAUCACACAGCAGACAGGAGCAACAUGUGACUCCCCCCCCUUUUCCAUUUUCCCUAAUUACCAGUAAUGCCGCUGACAAAACACAAAAACAUGCAGCAUUCUUUUAAAUGCCCCCGUGGAUGUGACGAGAUUGGCUGUAAUAUCGAGGCUGUGGAGAAAGCAGUGUUUCAGUGAUGUUAUCUAUCUUGUUCUGUGCUGCCACCGUGUAAUGAUGACCUGUCACUCUUCUCUGUUUUGUGCUCUAUAUUUAUAAACCGUAUGAUCAGGCUUCUUUUUCACUGUAUUUCUUUGAAUUUGUCACCCAUUUUUGUGCCAUACCUGCAACUAAUGAAAAAAUAAAGCAAAGGAAUAUUUUA